AUGCCUGUUUGGUAUAUCAAUCAUAGUCCUAAUGUAUUUUCCGCGGCCGAGAAGCAGCAACUGGCCAAGUCCAUCACGAAUAUCUAUGUCUCCAGCGGUUUACCCGCGUUCUACGUUCAAGUCCACUUCGUGGAGGACGCCGCUGGCUCUGCAUUCGUCGGUGGCGAAAUUCACCCCAAAUUCGCAGGGAUAACAAUCUAUCAUCUCGCGCGUGCCUUCACGAGUGACGAAAUCAAACAGCGGUUUCACUCGCGCGUUAACGACGUCCUCAGCCCUGUGUUCGAACCCAAAGGCAUGGACUGGGAAUACUUUAUUACGGAGGCAUCAAGAGAUCUGUGGAGGAUGAAUGGUCUUGUACCCCCCGCAGCUGGUUCCGAGGAAGAGAAAGAAUGGGUGCGAGUCAACAGAGCCGUGAAGUAUUAG
Messenger RNA from Penicillium daleae, 423 nucleotides. RefSeq names its product tautomerase family protein. NCBI's taxonomy places the organism in Eukaryota, Fungi, Ascomycota, Eurotiomycetes, Eurotiales, Aspergillaceae. The record is from RefSeq and is a predicted model, not a curated record. The transcript has a single exon. The coding region runs from base 1 to 423 and encodes 140 amino acids.